AUGAAACCAGUUAUGAAAAUAAUAGAAGCUAUGGAAACGAAUUCGCCGACUCUAAUAACUUACAACGCUGCAGCCGGUGCAACUGCUGGUGGGGCUGCUGGGAUAGCCAAAGCUGUCAACGAUAAGAAAGCUGAAGCCGCUGCAAACGCCGAAGCACGUAGACACAAUUUGGUAAUGGAAAGAGAAGCACGAGGGGGUUCGGGAGUAGGAGAUAUAUUAGGGACGGUUAAAGAAUUCGGACAAAGAUUUGGCGAAGAAACCAAGAAAACCGUUAAAGAGGGAUUAAGCAAAUUAAUAGAUAAAAUCGACACCGGAGAAAUGAAGGUCAAACACAAGGGCGACGCCAUAUUUUUAAAAAACAUACGUUCGGGCGAGGGAAUCUUCCUUUCAAAGUAUAAAGGCAACGGGGUGAUUUUUGGUUCUGGGAAAACUCAUCUCACUUUUAACAUGUUGACAACACCAAACCUUUUAGAUUUCGAUUCUCUGUAUAUCUACACAACAACACCAGAGCAAUCGUAUUAUCAAUUCCUCAAAGCUUUGGAAUAUUUACCAAAGAAAGACGUUCAAGACAUAUUUCAAUAUUACGAAGAAAACGAAGAAGAAGUGGAAAUAAAAGAUAUCAUAGAAAACUUCACUAAAUCAAAGAAUCCAUCUUUCAAUCCAACGGAUAUAAAAGUUUUUCUUACGAAAAAUGUUAAUGAUCUAGACUUGUCUAAUAUUGAUAGCAAUCGAAAGAACUUAAUAUUGUUUGACGACUGCGUAGCGCAAAGAAAUCAAACUGUUCAACAAGAAUUCUUCACCAAAGGAAGACAUCACAACUGUCACUGCAUAUACCAAUCCCAAUCUUUUUACGGGAUGGAUUCUAUGUUCAUUAGAAAAAAUGCAAAUUGUUUUUUAUUAUUUGAAUUAAACGAUAAAGAUUUAUCUCAAAUCAUUCAGUCUAUAAAUCACGGAAUGGACAGAGAUACAUUUAAAAAGGUUUGUAAAGCUCAUGAUCAUGGAUAUGUAUUUGUAAAUACUAGAAAACCUGCGGGAGAAAGAGUUAUGAUCGAUAUAUGUUAA
This is a messenger RNA of Lottia gigantea (owl limpet), 1062 nucleotides long. RefSeq lists its product as hypothetical. Lineage: Eukaryota; Metazoa; Mollusca; Gastropoda; Lottiidae. The transcript has 3 exons. The coding region runs from base 1 to 1062 and encodes 353 amino acids. The record is from RefSeq and is a predicted model, not a curated record.